CACUUCCCUUGGGUGUCGUGUAGUUUCUAGAGCGUCACUUGGCGGCGAUAGCGGUGGGAGAGAAGGGGAUAUGGACGGAGAAAAGCUUCUUCUGUUGGAGAACGCGGCCAAAGACGUCAUGUCUCCGCCGUAUGCAGUGUCGGUGGAGAAGAGGAGAGAGGCCGAGGCCAUCUUCAUGGACCUCAAACAGACGCAGAGACCCUACGAUGCAUGCAAGUUCAUUCUCGAGAACAGUAGUUCAGACUACGUGCUGUUCCAGGCUGGGUCCACGGUUAGAGAUGCAGUCGUCAGAGAAUGGGAGGUCCUGUCGGGAGGGGAGAGGGUGGGGCUCAGGGGAUACCUUCUCCAUUACAUCACCUCCAGACCAGACCUAGUGUCUUAUGUGAGAGAGCAGCUGGUGCAGACGGUGGCUCUGAUGGUGAAGAGGGCAACACUCGAGGAAGAUCGCAGAGCUCUGUUUGACUCCGUCUUCACGACCGUCACCCAGCUACUCAUGACCGACAACUCCAAGAUGAGGCAGUUGAGUUGUUCUCUGCUGUCGGCUCUACUGACCGAGUUCUCCAACUCGUCCGGAUCCAGUAACAUUGGUAUGCCCAUCGAGUUCCACGUCAAAUGCAAGAUCUCCAUUCAGGAUGAAGAGCUACUUCGUAUCCUGGUGUUCACGGUCCAGUUUCUCCGUCAGUACGUCUCCAUUGAUCUCUCUUCCCUCCCUCCCUCCCACCUCUCCCUCCUCUCCAACUUCCUCCAUCUCCUCUCAAAGAUCCUCACCUGGGACUUCCAGAUUGCGAAAUUCUCACCCGUCCCGCUCAAUAUCUCCGACGUUGCCACGGUGACCCUGCGACCGCCGCGGUCGUACGCCGCGACCUUUCUCGACCCUUCGUUUCUGGAACUCUUGUUCUCGCUGCUGGGGAAGAUGUGGUGCAACGAGGACCUGUUACAUCAUCUUACACAAGGUCUGACUCAGUUGGCGUCGCUCACGAAGCCAGUGUUGGCGUCUGUUGAAGAACAGCAGAGGUAUCUUAGCAGUUUCCUAUCCGGUCUUCUUGGCUACAUAUCUGUCAGACCUGACCUGACAAGACAAGAGGUGUACGGACUGUCGUGCAUUCUUCGUCGCCUGGCGACAAAUUUCAGCCCCUCCCUCUUCUCCUCCCUCCCUCCCCCACAGCUCUCCCUCCUCGUCUCCUCCCUCACCCAACUCACCUGUCUCACCGCUCACAAGUCUGCCACGGAGGAAGAGGGGAGCGAGGAGUCUCUAAUGUAUGUGGAGUCACUGGACCACUAUAUGGAGGUGUUUGUCAGUCUCCUUACGGAGCCACACCCCCUCCCUCCCUCCCUCCUCGCCCAACCCUGCAUACAAGUCUUCACCUCUUACCUCAAGAGCAAACUGGUCGCCCCUCGCGGCUGGCAGAGCCCCCAUCGCGAAGAGGAGGAGAUUUUUGAACUCGAGGAAGACGACCGGGAGGCGUUUUCGGACCAGCUUCGUAGCAUUGGUUGCAUCGCUCGCUCAAUCCCCCACCGCUCCCUCCCUCUCCUGGUCCAGACUAUCCACCAGUGUACCGAGAGCUGCAUGGAGAAGUUGGAGGUCAUCCGCCGUGACUCUCUCACGCUCUACUCGAAGCAGAACGAUCUCGACAGUACUUACGAGGACCUCCAUUGGCUGGUUCUCAUUUCCAGCUUCACGCUAUGCGAUAUCACCAGAGGUUAGGACACCUUCUUUCACUUCACUUGGAAGGGCAGUGUUUGUGAAAACUACGAGGUAGAAAGGCAAAGGCAAAGGCACAACACAAAUCAACUGUAUAUCUGUUAUGACCCCACAUUGUAGGAUUCAUGCACGAGCACUUGAAACCAAAGACACAAGGAGCUGGGGUCAGAGUCCGUUGCCACGGAGGACGUAUCGCAGCUGGUCUGGCGGGAGGGCGGCGGGGGGCAGGUGGACCUGGGCUCCUCCAAUCUCGACCCAAUCGUCUCCCUCUUCUUGUCUCUCUGUCGCCUGUGUAUGGUGGAGAAGACAUUCAUCAGUGGAGGGUUGAUUGACAUUCUUAGUCCGCAGCUCAGCUCAACUCUUGUCUGGUGUCUGAGUCAUGUGACUCAUCCCUACGUCCACCUCACCGAGGACAGCUACGAUCAGGUCAGUCUUCCCCUGCUGUCGGUGUUUGGGAAGGAUGCUCCUUCGAGUCAGUGGCUGUGCGUGUUUUUACUGGACAAGGUGACCUUUAACCUCUCUGUCUGUUUGCUGGCCCUUCUUCACCAGAGGUUCUCUACUCUGGUUCUGACCAAAUCUGAGACCAGGAGAGAGCCACGCCCAGCGACAUCAGGAACUCUGUGGUCUCUGGAGGCCCGUGCGGACUGGCACUCAACACCGACCUGCCUCAUACAGGAGUUCUUUGACUACCUGCUACCUCUACUGCAAGCCUCAGUCCAGUUGCUGGAGCUGUACACAGACACGCCAGAGGUCGUGGGGGUCAUUCUCGAGCUCUUUGCUCUGUCAACUGAGAACUACAUCGUCUUUCUCAGCCAGGAUCAUACUGUGGAGCUGUACAAGGUGUGUCUGGAUCUCAUUCACUCGUACGCCCGUUCCAAUACCGGCAAGUACAGGAGAACCGGUCUGGGUCCGGACGAGGAGGAAUCCUGCGAGGACCUCCUGCAAUUUCCUCAAAAUGAUACACACUCACACCGUCAAAGACUACAUCGACUUUGGUAGCCCUCACGGUCAGCUCUCUCUCUCUCUCUCUUUCUCACCGCACCCAACACU
Geodia barretti is the source of this 2752-nucleotide messenger RNA. NCBI's taxonomy places the organism in Eukaryota, Metazoa, Porifera, Demospongiae, Tetractinellida, Geodiidae. The record is from the annotation of a GenBank genome assembly.